AUGGAAGAUUCCCACAAGAUUAACACUUCCAAGACUGCACCUCAGCCUGGUUCAGCAGUUCAGGGAGCUCAUAUUUCUCAUACUGCCCUGCAGGUUUCAUCUUUAUCAGAAAGCGAGGAGUCUCAGGACUCAUCUGACAGCAUAGGCUCCUCACAGGAAGCUCACGGGAUCCUAGCAUGGCGCCCUUCUUACAGAAAAAUUUUGAAAGACCUCUCUUCUGAAGAAACACGAAGCAGAAAAGGAGACAGAGAAAAUCCUGGCGUUUCUGCUGUUACUUCUAUGUCUGUUCCAACUCCCAUCUACCAGACCAGCAGCAGACAGUACAUUGCCAUUGCCCCAAAUGGAGCCUUGCAGUUGGCCAGUCCAGGCACAGACGGAGUACAGGGACUACAGACCUUAACCAUGACAAAUUCAGGCAAUCCUCAGCAAGGUGCGAUUCUCCAGUAUGCACAGACCCCUGAUGGACAGCAAAUACUUGUGCCCAGCAACCAGGUGGUUGUGCAAACUGCAUCAGGAGAUGUGCAGACAUACCAGAUCCGCACCACACCAUCGGCCACUUCGCUGCCACAAGCUGUGGUGAUGACGUCGCCUGUCACUCUUACCUCUCAGGCAACUAAGACAGAUGACCCCCAAUUGAAAAGAGAAAUAAGAUUGAUGAAAAACAGAGAAGCUGCUCGAGAAUGUCGGAGGAAGAAGAAAGAGUAUGUCAAAUGCCUGGAAAAUCGAGUUGCAGUCCUGGAAAAUCAAAAUAAAACUCUCAUAGAAGAGUUAAAAACUUUGAAGGAUCUUUAUUCUCAUAAAAGUGUUUGA
Messenger RNA from Jaculus jaculus (lesser Egyptian jerboa), 810 nucleotides. RefSeq names its product cyclic AMP-dependent transcription factor ATF-1-like. Gene Ontology annotation, molecular function: protein binding; RNA polymerase II cis-regulatory region sequence-specific DNA binding; DNA-binding transcription factor activity, RNA polymerase II-specific. Bases 1 to 810 code for a protein of 269 amino acids. The transcript has a single exon. Lineage: Eukaryota; Metazoa; Chordata; Mammalia; Rodentia; Dipodidae. Gene Ontology annotation, cellular component: ATF4-CREB1 transcription factor complex; nucleus. The record is from RefSeq and is a predicted model, not a curated record. Gene Ontology annotation, biological process: regulation of transcription by RNA polymerase II.